Leucoraja erinaceus (little skate) is the source of this 2335-nucleotide messenger RNA. Its product is annotated as FERM domain-containing protein 5. Gene Ontology annotation, cellular component: cytoskeleton. The transcript has 14 exons. The record is from RefSeq and is a predicted model, not a curated record. Bases 246 to 1949 code for a protein of 567 amino acids. NCBI's taxonomy places the organism in Eukaryota, Metazoa, Chordata, Chondrichthyes, Rajiformes, Rajidae.
UGCUCCAGACCCCGCCCUCCCCAGGGGCAGACGGAUACUUUUGUGGCGGCCGAUAGUUUGUGUUAAAGGGCCGCGUCAGCUGGCGGCAGCGAUGAGAGGGCAGCCCGGCCACAGCGCGCUAGCGAGCAGCCGGCGACCGCGGUGAAACCUCGGCCGUGGUAAAAGCCCAGCAAAUCACACACAGCCGGCUCCCGGCGGAUCGGUUGCCUUUCUGCGGCUCCCCCGCCGCCUCACACAGCUGAAAGAUGCUCAGCAGGCUGAGGAGCGGCAGCAUCAGGAACCUGGACCGCGAGUUCGACUGCACUGUCAGGCUGCUGGACGAUUCCGAGUAUCCUUGCACCAUUCAGCGGGAUGCCAAGGGUCACUAUCUGAUUGAUCUUCUCUGCCAUCACAUGAACCUGCUGGAGAAGGACUACUUCGGAAUCAGGUUUGUGGACCCUGACAAACAGAGGCACUGGCUGGAUAUCUCCAAAUCCAUUAUUAAACAAAUGAAAUCUCAGCCUCCGUAUACCAUGUGUUUCCGCGUCAAGUUUUAUCCCACGGACCCUGCCACACUGAAGGAGGAGAUAACUAGGUACCUGGUCUUCCUUCAGAUAAAGAGGGAUCUGUACCACGGCCGCCUGCUGUGCAAGACCUCAGACGCGGCGCUGCUCGCGGCCUUCAUCCUGCAAGCUGAAAUCGGGGACUAUGAUGCAGGAAAGCAUCCCGAGGGAUACAGUUCCAAGUUCCAGUUCUUCCCGAAACAUUCCGAGAAGUUGGAGAGGAAAAUUGCCGACAUCCACAAAACGGAGCUUAGCGGGCAGUCCCCGGACAAUGCAGAGCUGAACUUCCUGAAGAAAGCGCAGACGUUGGAAACUUACGGAGUUGACCCUCACCCUUGCAAGGAUGUCUCAGGGAAUGUAGCGUUUCUUGCCUUCACCCCAGCGGGCUUUGUGGUGUUACAAGGAAACAAGCGGAUUCAUUACAUAAAGUGGACUGAAGUGAGCAAGAUGAAGUUUGAAGGAAAAACGUUUAAUUUAUACGCCAUUCAUAAAGAGGAAUCGAAGAUUAUUUUGACAUACUUCGCUCCAACGCCUGAGGCUUGCAAACAUCUGUGGAAGUGCGGAGUGGAGAAUCAAGCCUUUUACAAGUUUGAGAAAUCCAGUCAGGUGCGAACUGUUUCAAGCAGCAACAUGUUCUUCAAGGGGAGUCGGUUUCGAUACAGUGGGAGAGUCGCAAAGGAGGUGAUCGAGUCCAGCGCAAAGAUUAAGAGGAGCCCCCCAGAGAUUCACAGGUCAGGCCUGGUGCCCAGCCGAAGUUGCCCUUCCAUUUCCCACGGCUCCAGGUUGAGCAGUGUACCCAGGACCCGCAGGAGGGCGGUGCAUAUCUCCAUCAUGGAAGGUUUGGAAUCACUCCGGGAUAGCGCCCACUCCACGCCGGUGCGAUCCAGCUCUCACACAGACUCCUUUAUGAUCCGCUCGGGCAAGGCUUCGGCCGCCGAGGGCAACGAGCGGACGUCGGUGAUAGCGGACGAGAUGUACAGCCCGGCCGCCAGUGUCCUGCCCACGCCGGUGUCGGAGCCCGGCCCCGAAUCCAUCCUCCUCCAGCAAGACUCCAGCUCCAGCGGCAUCGAGGAGAGGGGGAGCGAGGUGGGAUCGUCGGCAGCGGCAGAGGAACCGGCCAGAGGGGCUGGCACCUCGCCCGAAGGUGUUAGUGAGAGGGCGGAGCAGGAACAGGUGAAUACAUUUGUUUUAAGUGUGGCCCGUUUGCUACUGGUGACCGUCGGACUGCUCUUUGCAUUGCUCCUCCUCCUGAUCGCUCUUGCCGAAUCAGAUAUUGACGUAGCAUUUUUACGCGAUAUACGCCAAACCCCCGAGUUUGAACAAUUCCAUUAUGAAUACUUUUGUCCCCUCAGGCGAUGGUUUGCCUGCAAGGCGCGGUACCUGCUAAACCUUCUUAUUGACACAUGACAUCGCCCAGCCUGAGAAAUCAGCCCAGGGGCAGUGAGAAGACAAGAUGACGUCAAGCUCCCCUUCUCCCCUCUCUGGCACCAUCCAGCUUUAUUGGGUGAAUUCAACUACUGCUGGGAAACUUGCUGACUCAACAAGCUUUCAAGAGGAAUUUAAAUCCAAGAGCGAAUUCCACAUUCAACCAUGCCCUGCCCCCAUCCCCUUAACCCCCUCUGAUGCUCUUGGACUGUUGCGCUAUCUAAGGUCUAUUAGAGUAAGUUAUUAACCAUUAGUACCCACAGGAACUGAGUAAUACAGCGUGGAGUUUUGUUAUUGUGAUGUUAAAGAGGUAUCCUGUCUCCAGACAUUAAUAAAAGUACCAAGACUUCCCUGUGAUAUUAAUAUUA